CAUGUUCGCGUAGCUUUCAAAGCGUUUUGCAAGUUUCUUCGAAUUUUUUCCAUAUAAAAGAUCUCGUGUAAUAAAUAUUGGUUUUUAUAAUUAAUUGCUGCAAAGAUGGAUACGGAGAUCGAUCAGAAUCUGGAACAGAUAACACGCGAAUAUGUUGAUUUUCUUGAUGAUAUGGAAGAUCAAGGUAUAUAUGCCACUAUGGUUAAGAAUAUGGUCCAGGAAAAUAAAUACAGACUAGUUGUGAAUAUCAAUGAUUUAAGAAGGAAAAAUCCUGUACGUGCGGCAAGCUUAUUAAAUAAUUCUUUCGAGGAACAACAAGCAUUUCAAAAUGCCUUACAACAAUAUAUUUCAAGUAUAGAUAUUGAAUAUGCCAAGAGCAACAAAGAUUUCUUUGUAGCUUUUGAAGGUAGUUUUGGAAACAAACAUGCCACACCAAGAACACUUACCUCACGUUAUCUGGGUAACUUGGUAUGUGUAGAGGGUAUCGUCACAAAAUGUUCACUGGUACGACCAAAAGUUGUAAGAAGCGUCCAUUACUGUGAUGUGACCAAAACAGUCCUAGAAAGAGCCUACUCGGACUUAACUUCCUUGGAAGCUUUUCCACAUUCUGCUAUUUAUCCAACUACUGAUGAAGAUGGCAACCCAUUGGAAACAGAAUUUGGUUUGUCUACUUACAAAGAUCAUCAAACACUCACUAUACAAGAGAUGCCGGAGAAAGCUCCAGCUGGACAGCUACCGCGAAGCGUGGACGUAAUCUGCGAUAAUGAUUUGGUGGACUUAUGUAAACCCGGAGAUCGAGUACAGGUCGUUGGAAAUUAUCGAUGUCUCCCAGGAAAGCAAGGCGGAUACACGACUGGAACGUUUAAGACUGUUCUAAUUGCCAACAAUGUGAUGCAACUGAGUAAGGAAGCUAAUCUCGCGAUUUCCCACGACGAUGUGGCUAUGUGCAAAAAACUGGCAAAGAAUAAUCCCUGCAAAAAUAUUUUCGAACUCCUCGCUAAAUCUCUCGCACCAUCUAUACAUGGAAACGAAUACAUAAAAAAGGCAAUUCUGUGUCUUCUGUUAGGCGGAGUGGAAAAGAUCUUGCCAAACGGUACGAGACUAAGAGGAGAUAUAAACGUGUUGCUAAUUGGAGAUCCAUCAGUGGCCAAAUCACAGCUACUACGUUAUGUAUUGUGUACUGCUCCACGAGCAAUUCCGACUACUGGGCGUGGAUCUUCUGGUGUUGGUCUGACAGCGGCGGUUACAGUCGAUCAGGAGACUGGCGAGCGUAGACUAGAAGCGGGCGCGAUGGUGCUGGCGGAUCGCGGUGUCAUUUGCAUCGACGAAUUUGACAAAAUGUCAGAUAUUGACAGGACAGCGAUACACGAAGUGAUGGAGCAGGGGAGAAUUACGAUCGCCAAAGCAGGCAUUCAUGCCAGUCUGAAUGCUCGUUGUUCGGUACUGGCAGCUGCGAAUCCUGUAUACGGAAGAUACGAUCAAUAUAAGACACCUAUGGAGAACAUCGGCCUGCAGGAUUCUCUGCUAUCGCGUUUCGAUUUGCUCUUCGUUAUGCUAGACGUGAUCGAUUCGGAUCAGGAUCACAUCAUCAGUGAUCACGUCGUGAGAAUGCAUCGAUACAGAAAUCCUCUGGAGCAAGAUGGGGAGGCUUUGAGUUUAGGUUCCAAAUUGGAUAUGUUAACCACGAAAAAUCCGGAUGAUGUCGCUACUGAAGAGACGCAAACCCAAGUUUAUCAGAAAUACGAUCCGCUUCUACAUGGACAAACGCGUGCUAAGAACGACCAGAUCCUCACCAUACAGUUUAUGAGAAAAUAUAUUCAUAUUGCACGAUGCAUGAAACCCAAGCUUACGGAAGAAGCCAGCGCCGUUAUCGCGGAAGAAUAUUCGAAACUUCGGUCGGAAGAUAUGGUGGAAUAUGAUGUUGCGAGGACUCAACCGAUAACCGCGAGAACCUUGGAGACGCUGAUCCGGUUAGCGACAGCACAUGCGAAAGCACGGCUCUCGAAAAAUGUCGAAGAAGAAGACGCGCGCGCCGCGAUAGAGCUAGUGCAAUUCGCCUACUUCAAACGCGUACUGGAAAAGGAAAAAAGAAAGCGAAGACGUCGUGACAGCGACGCAUCGGAGAAUGCGGGCGAUAUUGAUGAGAGUAGACAACCAAAACGCAGUAAAAAGACGAAAAAUUCAGACGAUCCUUACGAGUAUGAUAGCGACGAUGCGUUCGAUAUUCCGAGCACGAGAAUAACCAGGACGCAGUCACAAAGAAUCAGCACGCGCACGUCCCCUAGUCGCACGGAGACCGCGGAGAGCAUGGAAACAUCUGUUCCGGAAACAGCAACGCCGACAGUCACACAGGAAAGACUUACAAUCUUCAAGUCAUCACUUCACAAGUUGUUCCAAGACCGAAGGGCUCAGACAAUUCCGCUAAGAGAAGUCACCAGUUAUCUAAACACAACACAAUCUUUGAAUUUUACAAACGACGAAAUCAACGCCGCCAUCAACGUUAUGACUGAGGCAAAUCAAAUUAUGGAAGCAGAAGGCAACAUCUUCCUGAUAUAAAAUCUUACUGUACCAAAGAUUAUGGUGCCGGCUAAUGCGUAAAAGAAGACAAGAAGAAACAUGCCGAAUAUGAUGAAGAAACUUUUGCAGACAGACACACCGACUGUCAACAUCAGCAUCUUGAGAGUCGUGUGUUUGCCGGUGAUGGUG
Messenger RNA from Cataglyphis hispanica, 2706 nucleotides. RefSeq names its product DNA replication licensing factor Mcm3 (gene Mcm3). The record is from RefSeq and is a predicted model, not a curated record. NCBI's taxonomy places the organism in Eukaryota, Metazoa, Arthropoda, Insecta, Hymenoptera, Formicidae. Gene Ontology annotation, molecular function: single-stranded DNA binding; single-stranded DNA helicase activity; ATP binding. Gene Ontology annotation, cellular component: nucleus; MCM complex. Gene Ontology annotation, biological process: mitotic DNA replication initiation; double-strand break repair via break-induced replication; DNA strand elongation involved in DNA replication. The transcript is spliced from 12 exons. Bases 106 to 2556 code for a protein of 816 amino acids.